Messenger RNA from Neohortaea acidophila, 8219 nucleotides. Its product is annotated as putative cell morphogenesis protein. Gene Ontology annotation, biological process: cell morphogenesis. The record is from RefSeq and is a predicted model, not a curated record. The coding region runs from base 391 to 8058 and encodes 2555 amino acids. The transcript is spliced from 2 exons. Gene Ontology annotation, cellular component: cell cortex; site of polarized growth. NCBI's taxonomy places the organism in Eukaryota, Fungi, Ascomycota, Dothideomycetes, Mycosphaerellales, Teratosphaeriaceae.
CCCUAAGCGUUUCGCCUUCCGGUUUGGGAAAAUGCUCGGAGCAUGCUCACAGCAUACCACCUCCCAUCCCAGCGACAUCCUCCUUGCACAGUCGCCAAACGCAUCUAUCACUUCUUUACCGCCGAGGACUGCUCUCCCACUCCAAUUUGAACCAAUUGAGCAGCUUCGCUAGCUGCCUCCAGCUUUGGGCAGACAUCUACGCCCUCCCGACAUUCGAUUGGCGAGGAACCUGCGACGCUACUGCAAGGCACCAGAGUCUAUACCACACCUGAAAUGAUACCGCUUGCCACCACUUCCCCUUCAGCUCGCCGCCUGCAAUGAUGACUUGAGCCGCAUCUGGUGUGAGGUUGGCUGAGAAGGGCGCAAGCCGGCAGAUCGAAUGGACAGAGGAUGACCCUCCCUUCCCCCUCUGACGGCCGGAACAGAAGCGUCACCACCACCGCCCACCCCUCCGAUACCUCCUACUUCACCUCCCAAGUCCCCGCGCGCUUCGGCGCAUCCCGCGACUCCUCGCAGACAAGAGGCAGAGCAUCGAGUGCGAGCAGCCCGCAGAAUGCCUCCUUUCGAGCAGGCUAUUCCUCUGCUGCUGCGCCGCCUCAGGCUGGCCACGGCACGCCUCCCGAACUAGAAAGAAGGCCAUCACAGUCAUACGGCCACCAUCGGCAGACCUCGAUCGUGCAUGGAGUACAGCAUUCGCGCAAUACCUCCGCCCUGAAUACCGUCCAAAGUACUAGUCCUCUCGGUCCGCCUAAGAUCAUGGCUACUGGGGAUGGAGUCCACGAUUUGAACAAGAGUCCGUCGCUAUCAACGUUGCAUGCCAAUACCUCUCAUUCUUCGGUGCUGCCCAUCAAUAGAAGCUUUGAUAAUACCGCUGCACCCCGUGGGAUCGAACGAAUGCGUAGUGGGAGGCUGAGGAGGAAUCAUGAUCACCAACGCUCUCUGUCCCGCCCCCAGGGAGAGCAGUCUCAUAUCCCUACCACCGUCGGAGAAUACGCGCUGCACCAUCUCUUCACCAGAUUCAUCGCCGCAGCCGACGAGCGCAUUGAGCUUUGCAUUGCGGGACAAGGGAAUCGCGAUCCUCGAGUGGAGAAUGUGUGCGGCCCAGGCGCGGACCCGGCCUUUGACCAGCUGAUUUCAUCGCUUGGGCAUAUCAAUCGACACAAGCCCAAGUCUCUCAUUGAUGCUAUGAUUCUUUGGAGACAAGGGAAAGCCGACACUGCCAAUGCAAUUGUUGGCGAGAUCCAGUCCAUUCGCGACUCCGUACGCACGACUCCUCAGCACACCCCGAGUGAUUCCUUUUCCACCUCGACGUCUGUCUCGGGUGGAUCGGACCUUCUCUCUCUGGAGAACAGCCUCGCGGUUGCUGAUCGAAGGUCGACCGUCUCGGUAUACAUCCUAUGCAGGGUGUUGGCGGAGGUGAUUGGACAGACCACCUUGACGGCGCUGAACGCGUCUGACACCACCGUCAACACUGCUGCCCGCCUUGAAGAGGUCAUCUACAGCCAGCUGCAGAGCGCUGAGCCGGAGUCAUUGGCUUCUUCACCCCUCCGAAAAGCCAAUUGGGUUAUUCGCGGGCAACUCCUCGGCGUGAUGAGCGGGCUCAGAUUCCAGCAGGUCGUCGACAAGUUCAUCCGAGACAUUGAGAGAGCCCACAAACGACUCUCCGUCAAGGGAAUGGGCGAUCCUAGGCUGGCGUCGAAAACUGCAAUGCUGGUGCACAGCAUGCGUUGGAUCAAAGUUCGCUCCCAACCUGAGGAUGCCUGGGAGCAGUCCUGUGAUAUGCUACAGGUCCUCGCCAACUUCUUCGCCGAGGUUCAUGGCAGAGUCAUGAAGCACGCCUAUGCCGAGUUGUUCGAACAGCUAUUACUCUCCAUCGCGGCCACGGCCACUUCGGAACUCAAUAUGCCCAAGUGGAAGGACGUGCUGGCCACUAUCCAGCCCAAGAUUGUCCAAAUGCUGUCCAAAGCAGAUCACUGGCCGUAUGUGUUUCCGCUUUCAGCAGUCCUGCUGUGCGUGUCGCCUGCGGACCAGUUCGCAUCGCAAUGGCUCGCCCUCGUUUCCACAUCCCAGGCGCGAGUCAAGGAUCGCUCUGGAAGGUCGCACGUUCUCAAGGCUACCUGCCGACUGGUCUGGCGAUAUCUCUAUCGACAUGACGAGGCUCAGCCUGUUGUAACGAGAAGGCUGGACGAGCUGAUCAGAUUGGUUUUCCAGGGCGGCAAGCGCGUCUUGAUCUCAACUGACCCGGUGAUUGCGGACCCACUCAUCCAAUUGAUCCGCAUCAUCGGCUACAAGUAUCAAGACAUCUGCUUCCGCACCAUCAUCUUCCCCUUGAUGAGCGCCGAGUCGUUCUUCAACGCGGAUGGACAGCAGAAGAUUGAGAAUCUGGAUCCCGAAAAGACCGUCAUUGCCAUUCGAGCCUUCCUCGCCAUCAUGGGAGACCUCGAGAAGAGACGCCCUCCCCCAUAUCCCACCACCUUUGAAUGCGAUGCGUUGAUGGACCCCACCUCUCGCUCGCCAGUCACGCACCGACGUACGAAGUCACAGGGUUUUGCUUUGUCCGCAGGCCGGACAGAACGGUUGUCGCAGCCAGUCCUGACGAACAACCUCAACGACAUCGCCAAGGAAUAUUAUGUGAGGUUCUGCCAAAUUCUCGGCCAGCUGACCAUUAUCUGCGACAACACCUUCGGCGGACAAGCGGUGCUGGACGAGAGAAUUGCAUCUCAGACACCCAAGACGCCCAUGGCGGAAGCGUUCGCUUUCAACCGCAAAGACGAUUUUACGAAUCCCACCGACUUACGCCAGCAUUAUUACGACUUGUUCCACGUGGCUGUGGAAGCGCUUCCUCGAUGCGUAUCACCACAUCUUCCCAUCAACGCUCUGGUGAAUCUGCUCUGCACCGGCACCGCUCACAUGCAGUCGCACAUUGCCGCGACAUCCAUGCAAUCGCUGAAGUCGAUCGCAAGGCAAUCCUACGCUCAACAAGUCACGAUUGGAUUCGCGAGAUACAUUUUCAACUUCGACGAUCGAUAUGCAAACAGUCGGCUGCUGGGCCCAGGUCACGUUGAAGGCACGCUCAAGCUCUACCUCGAACUUCUGCAGAUCUGGCUCGAGGACGUGCAAAAGCGAGCGCAGAAGGUAUUGGCGAAUCCCGACGAAGACAUGGCCAGUCGGAAAGUGGCCUUGGACUACGGCAGUAUUGUGGCGCACCUGGACGAAGUCGAGUCCUAUGGGCUCUUCUUUCUUUGCUCAGCAUCUAGCAGUGUCCGUGCUGUUGCUCUGGACGUGCUACGCCUGCUGACACAGUUCGACGAAGUGUUGCUGAAGUUCGAGAAGGGGAGUCCGGCAAACUUUGCACGCCUGAUUGCAAUCCUGGACGAUCCUGACAAAUAUAAUAUGAGAUUCGAUGACGACUUCCUGACGCUCGCGGAGAAAAGUCGACUGCACAAGGGCCAGAAGAUGGGCAUACUGCGCGAGCUGUGCUGUAGUGAAGUCAGCUAUGAUGCAGCAUUGUGGUGGAAGAUUUUCGCAAAGAUCAUCCGCACUGCCGCGGAAUGGCUGCAGGCGGUGGUGUUGACUCGCGAACUGGUGUGUCAGCGUCUCUUCCACAGCUACCGCACUAUCGGUGCCCUGGUGGACGGCAGCAAGCAGGCCAUCAAUACCGCAUUGGACCUCAAUAUGCCUCCGGGCCGACAACAAGGCGCUGGGCGAUCCAACGGUGCUUCUCCCGAAGUUGUCAUUGAGCAGUGGAAGAUCCACUUGAUCUUCGCCUGCACGACCGUCACCAAUGUCAGCCAGGGCCAAUCUCACAAAUCUAGCUCCAGCGUGCAGCACUCUCGGAACGGGUCAAAAUCAUCAUCCACCAGCUCCGAAAAGGUCACUUCGGCCUUCGAACUCUUUUCCAAGGCCGUGCCGUUCCUCACUGCUCCAAAUCACAGUGUGCGAACUGCUACUGUAAUGGGUCUUUGCGCGACAAACGCCGCUUUGUUUCCAAUACUCUUGCAGGUCUUGCAGCCGUUUGUUAUGGAGUGCGGGAAUGAGACAAAGGCGCUGCACCAGCGAAACCUGAGCAGUCCAAGAAGGAAUCGCCGGACGGACACGUUGCGGAGCGACAUCACCCAGAUCUUCGCCGCCACUUGCCACCAUAUCCCCAUUCCAGCCGACAAGUCCAUCUUGGAAGAUGACUUUGCGACGACGUAUCUCAUCGACUACUCGAAACACCUCCGUAUCUACCUCAGUGAUGCGGAAGUACAGGCCGACUUCGACUUGCAACGGCUACGAACCCACUUUUGCUCGCUGGUGGAGAGUCUGUACGAUCGCACUCACAUGCUGAAGGACGCCAUUCGCUACAUGUCGUUUCAGUCUCGGCUGGCGCUCUUUUCCCUCAUGGAGAACUGGUGUGGUUUCUCGCCCAACGAGCGACAGUUGCGGCAGCACGAGGAGAACGUGCGACGCUCCAUUCUCGAGCAAGAACAUGAUGCACGACGUCAAGGCGUGAUUAAUUCCGCGUUUGAAAAGCAGCGCAUCGAGCUCCAAAACGCCGCUCUCUCUGCCAUGGCGGCACUGUGUGCGGGCCCACUCAACUUUAUCGCUGACGGUCGCAUCUUGCACCAAUUCGAUGUCCGCCGCAUGCUCGCCUGGAUCCACUCCAUGUUCGACAAUCCGAGCGAUCGAGCGCACACCAUUGGCCAACGAGCGCUGUCAAAGCUCAUCAAGCAUAACCCUGACCACACAACGCUGAUGAAGCAAGCGAUGCGCAUGUGCUAUACUGCGAAAAAGCCCAAAGCUCUAGCCAGCUAUUUCGAGGUGGUGAGUGGGCUACUACUUGACGGAGAACACCCCGUUGUAGUCCCCUUGUGGAGAGUGUUUUGUCUGGGAUUGUACAACCUGGGCAGUGACAACACACAGGUGCGGAUGCGGUCUGUGCGGUUGAUGCGGCGGUUGGAGGAGAAUAUGUUGCCAAAAGUGAGUCCGGGGGCCGUGCCGCCCAAAGAAGCCCCGGGGAGCACGUCUAAUCUUCAAGACUUGGAGAUUAGCGUGUCGGACCGCACUACCGCCGUCUACAAGCUGGCGCAGUUCGAGGUGUCGCGACGACUCUCACAGCAGCAUUCUACCCUCGCCUUUCAUGUGUUGUCCGAGUUUUGCACCGUCUUCAAGGACCUGCCUCAAGAUCAGCAGCGAACGAUGGUAUCGGCGAUGCUCCCAUGGAUCCAGUCCAUCGAACUACGUGUGGACGUCGCCGGAAACCCGGUGGUGGAAUCAUACAUGCUCCUCGUGAACCUGAUCGAGCUCACGGUCAGAAGCAGCGUCACUCUCCACAACGAGACACAGGCGCUCUGGCAAGCGUUGGCGAGCGGACCCCACGUCAACAACGUCACCAUCAUCCUCAACUUCAUCAUCAAGACGUGUCUGGAGAAGCGCGAGCAGAACUUUGUCAUCUUUGCCAAGCAGGUCAUUGUCUUCUUGUCCAAGACGCCUGGGGGAACGAGGAUCGUCGACCAUCUCAUGCUCUCCAUCAGCCCCAAAAGCAUGGUCGUGGAGCAUCGGGAGCCCUCUUUGCCGCCUUCGGACACUGCGGAUCUGCCAUAUGUUGCGGAUCUCGAUCUCGUCUUACCGAGCGGUGCCAAACACAACGGCAUGUCGCUUGCGCAGAUUUGCAUGAUUUUGCUGGUGGAUCUGAUGGUGUCGCCUUUUGUCCUGUCCGCCGAGAAGAUCCCUGCUCUCCUUCACGUGGCUGUUGUGCAAUGGGAUCAAAAUGUCACGAUUGUGCAAGACCAGGCGAGAGAGUUGGCCGUGCAUCUCAUCCACGAACUGGUCAUUUCGAAGGUUGAGCCCGGCGAGCUGAAGACGGAGACUGAGGAAUUCGUGGAAGCGAUUCGAAACCAGGCCGUCGACAUUACGUGGGCGUAUACUGACACGGAUUUCGGAGCAGCAAAGGAGAAGGGUGCGGCUGUACUCCACCCAAUGACUCAGGUCAUGGACGCGCUGAUCAAGGCUUUCACGAUCGUCAGUCCUAGUUUCCGUGAGGACUGGGCAGCAAUCGCCAUUGACUGGGCGACAACGUGCGCGGUACAGCAUACGGCCUGUCGGUCUCUCCAGGUGUUCCGCUGCUUGUCGACGACUAUGGAUUCGAGGAUGCUUUAUCCUACUCUCUCCCGCCUAUCCUGCACCAUUGCCGACACUGAGACUGCCGGCUUUCCUUCUUAUUCCAUGGAGAUCUUGACCACUUUGCGCAUGACGAUCCGCAAGCUCCCUAUUGAUCAGCUGAUUCUCUCGCCGCAGCUCUUCUGGACGACGUGUGCUGCUUUGGACACGACGUUGGAGGUGGAGUACCAAGAGGCACUGGAGAUGAUGAGAGAGCUGAUGGAGAAAUUCGACCUCACGGACCCCGCUACUCUCCAGUCUUUGAUGGAUGGUCGGCCGCGGACUUGGGACACGGUGUUCCAUGGCGUCCAUCCUCUACUCCACAGCGGUCUACGCUCGAAGCAGUCUAUGGAGCAAGCUCUUCUCCUUAUGGAGCGAUUGGUCAAAGUCCCCUCCAAUGACAUCGUCGGCCCUGAUGAUCGGCUCUUGUUCACCUUGUUCGCCAACCUCCCCCGCUAUCUCCGCUCUUUCGAAGACUUUGGCGCAGACAUUGACUGUCUGGACUCGACUCACUCGCUCGCCUCGAUCGCGGAACAUCAGAAACGGGAAAGUCUCGCGCGAGUGCUGCAAGGCUUUGGCCGGGGCAAAUACCGCAACGAGGACGACUUCCUCGCCCAAUGCAUCGCUGCCAUUCGCACAAGCUACUUCCCGACCUACGAACUCCCGAGUCUGGUUUUCUUGCUGGGCAUGGUCAAUAAUCAAUCCGCGUGGUUCAAAGUGCGGACGAUGCAGGUGCUGCGCGUGGUGAUUGCGGAGAUUGACAUGCACAAGCUGGAAAUCGCCUCACAUGGCCCGGAUUUGAUUUCUCCAUUGCUGCGGCUGUUGCAGACCGAGCAUUGUCAGCAGGCACUGGAUGUAUUGGAUGGCGUGCUUGACAUGAUUGGCACGCCCUUCGACAACAAGCACCUUCGCAUGAGCAUGGCAGGGUCGCAUUCCAGUCGUGCUACGAGGAGGGAGUAUCAAAGCACCAAGAGCUUGUAUGGGAUACCCGAAGAGUCGGGCUGGUCGGUGCCAAUGCCGGCCAUCCGCUCGGAGCAAACGAGGAAGAAUGUCGCGGCUGUAGCGGAGUCGCUCAACACCUUCAGCCUCAACGGCAUGCACGAGCCCAGCCGGACGCCAGAGGUGGAGUUUGAGCACGAAGAGUCACCAGACUCGUACUUCGGAAACGACGCAAGCUUCGCGAUGUCCACAGGCGCGAAGAUGGAUGAAGGGAAUAUGCAUGAGCUGGCGCUGAAGCUCGACAGUCUAGACGACUUCUUCGACGAGCCGGGAGACGACAUGAUGUCUGUGGAUUUAGACGGGAGCUCCUACCUCGACGGUAGCCGGAUCACGGAACGCGAGAAUCUGUACGACCAGCAAGUUGCGCCCAUCCUACGCCGCUCGAUGCGUCGCAACGCGAGCAUCACCUCCUUCCAAACGGGCUUCACGGACUCUGUGUACCCGCCGCCUCGCGAGACAACACACGCCAUGAACCCCUCGGCUUUCGCGCAGAACCACAAAGCGAGCUCGAGCUUCCACCACCGCCCGCGCUUACACAACCGCUCCGCCACCUCGCCAAUCAUGCGCACGAUGAACACUUUCUCCCCGCAAUCCGCGCAAAGCGACUUGCACUACGCCGCAGACGACAGCCUAGACGACACCGACGCCGCCUUCUCCGACGACGAAUUUACGCUCGAGCGUGCGCGCACGAGCGAGGAGGCGCGCAGGCACUACCAACAGCAAGACGCUACCGUCAAGCCUGCGGGCUUCAAAGCUGGUUUCCGCCAGGGUUUGAGACGCUUGACGAGUACGGGGGGCAAAGGGGAGGCGCGCGAGGCGCUGAGACUUGCGGCUGCGGCGGGGGCGCCGAUGAAGAGUCCGAAGGUGCCUAAGGUGCCGGCGAAUUUGGCGCAGUAUCCUAUGAGUGGGGAGCUUUGAUGUGGGCUUUUUUUGUAAGAUGUAGUGUGGCAAUGAUUAGAUACGACUACGAAUGUGUUGAAAGUUAUGAAAUGUGCCACAGCAGUUCGGGAUUUUCGUGGAGUGAGGUGAGGUGGUGCAGCGGGCCCGCGAGAAAUAUGUAUGACGUUGACAGCUCCGCG